Messenger RNA from Cololabis saira (Pacific saury), 1956 nucleotides. RefSeq names its product CD151 antigen-like. Lineage: Eukaryota; Metazoa; Chordata; Actinopteri; Beloniformes; Belonidae. The record is from RefSeq and is a predicted model, not a curated record. Bases 6 to 767 code for a protein of 253 amino acids. The transcript has 7 exons. Gene Ontology annotation, cellular component: membrane.
UCAGCAUGGGGGUUUACGAAGAGAAAAAGGAAGCCUGUGGGACCAUAUGCUUGAAAUACCUCCUGUUCACUUUUAACUUUCUGUUUUGGUUGGCAGGGGGCGUUGUGAUGGCAGUGGGAGUUUGGACCUUGGCGGAGAAGAGCGACUACAUCAGCCUUCUCUCCUCUAAGACCUACGCUGCCUCCGCCUACAUACUGGUCCUCGCUGGAGUCAUCGUCAUGGUAACAGGCGUGCUGGGCUGCUGUGCCACUUUCAAGGAGCAGAGAAGGCUACUGCGAGUGUACUUUGUAUUGCUGCUGUGCAUCUUCGUGUUGGAGAUCCUGGCUGGUGUUCUGGCUUACAUCUACUAUCAGCAGUUAAAUGAGGAGCUGAAGCAGAAUCUGAGGGACACUAUGGUUGCCAAGUAUCGUCAAAGCAACCAGGACCACGUCACCAGGGCUGUGGACACACUACAACAGGAGUUCAAGUGUUGUGGGAGCAACAGUUCAUCUGACUGGAACACAAGCGCCUGGAUUCGCUCCGGAGACGCCGAAGGCAGGAUGGUGCCUGACAGCUGCUGCAAGACCCCCUCAGAGAAGUGCGGCCUAAGGGACCACCCCUCCAACAUCUACAAGGUGGAGGGUGGCUGCAUCACUAAACUGGAGGAAUUCAUCCAGGACCAUCUGAAGAUUAUUGGAGCUGUGGGUGUUGGGAUUGCUUGUGUGCAGAUCAUCGGAAUGGUGUUUACAUGCUGCCUGUAUCGAAAUCUAAAGGCAGAGCCAUACUGAGGGAAGCAAGAGAAGAGAAGUGUGUGGGUGAAGGAUGCAACUUCAUCACUGCAUGCCAUACUCAAAUAGCCCUUAGGUUCUUUUAUGUGCAUUGCACAUUUGGGAAGAAGAAAUUGGCAAGAGAUUUAAUUGCACAUCUGAGGCUCUCAUUUUGGAAAAAAGAAAAAAAUAUAAGUAGAAAAACUAUAAAAGGAUUCUUGAAGUAAUUAGGCACCGAGAUUGCAGUCUCAGCUACAUCUUCACGAUUAUGCCGUGGAAAGGAAAAGUUUCUGAGAGGAACUGAGGGGAAUUCUAACACUGUGUAAAUUAGCAUGGAUAGCCUCCUUUGGAUGAAAACAUUGAAAGUUUCUUUCACUCCAAUUCCCACAAUGUAUUUUUAAUAAACGUAAACCAGUUGGAACACUGAAGAGUGGUUUAGAAAUAAGCCACAUAAAACUGGCACUUUGGAGGAAGUGUUAAUCCUGGUCACAGCAGCUUCCGUUUACUACUGUGGGCUUUAUCGAGCUCAAAUAUUCUUCAACUCCACUCCAACUUUUGUUUCUACAUUAGCUAGACAUCCUGCUUGUAUUUUAGGUUGAACCUUUUAUUAUUUUGUUAAUGAUCAUUUCUUUGAACACCGGAGGUGCUUUCUUAAGAACUAGUAUUUCAUUGCCUUUAUAAUGUUUCUUUAUAAUCACAUUAUGUUAUUUUAUUUGUGAUCAACUGCCAAUUUAAAGACCUUUAACGUGUUACCUCGGUGCGGCUAUGUAAGUGCAGUAGCGUCAUGUCAUCACGGUUUUAUUACUCUGAUGUGUGAUGGCAGAUGUUAAUGAAGGGAUUUUGACCUCGUUAAUGACACAGGUCGGCCCACUAAUUACUCAUAAGAAAGUGCCUAAUUUCUUUGAUUGUACUUCUUUUUUUAUACAGUUAAGCCAAAGUCAUAAACUGUAAGAAUACUACUGUAUCUCCUCCAUAUCUACUGUACUGAUGUCUUAAGAUUUUCUUAAAUUAAGAUUUUUUUUUUUAAACUUUUCUAUACAACUCUAAAUAUAUUAAUGUAUUUAACACACUGCUUGGAGGAAAUUACAUUUCCACACUUCUCAAUGACCUUUUCCUGUGUGCCUGAAAGACCGCACUAAAUGAAUCUGCUGCAUUUUUUUUCCUCCUUUAUAUACAGUAUUUUAGUUUGAAUAAACAUUGAUGCACAUUC